Candidozyma haemuli is the source of this 1425-nucleotide messenger RNA. Its product is annotated as glutamine-dependent NAD(+) synthetase. The record is from RefSeq and is a predicted model, not a curated record. The transcript has 2 exons. Gene Ontology annotation, biological process: NAD+ biosynthetic process. Gene Ontology annotation, cellular component: cytoplasm. Bases 1 to 1425 code for a protein of 474 amino acids. Lineage: Eukaryota; Fungi; Ascomycota; Pichiomycetes; Serinales; Metschnikowiaceae. Gene Ontology annotation, molecular function: NAD+ synthase (glutamine-hydrolyzing) activity; ATP binding; glutaminase activity.
AUGGGCCAACUUACCACUUUAGCUACUUGUAAUUUGAAUCAAUGGGCGCUUGAUUUCGAAGGAAAUCGGGACAGGAUUAUCAGAAGUAUUGAAUUGGCGAAGGAAAGAGGAGCAUCGCUCAGAGUGGGGCCGGAAUUAGAAAUCACAGGUUAUGGAUGCUUGGAUCAUUUCGCCGAGAAUGAUGUAUUUGAUCAAUCGUGGCAAAUCUAUGGAGAGUUAUUGAAUCAUCAAUCUACUUCUGACAUUAUUUUAGAUAUCGGUAUGCCUGUUGUCCACAAGUCUAUCAGAUACAACUGCCGGAUUAUUAGUUAUAACAAGAAGAUUCUACUCAUUCGGCCUAAAUUGUACCUCGCAAACAACGGCAACUAUAGAGAAAUGCGAUACUUUACUCCAUGGUUGCGUCCAAGAUACUACGAGAGUUUCUUGUUGCCAAAAGAGAUUCAGGUUAUUACAGGCCAAUCUUCUGUCACAAUAGGUGACUGUGUUGUACAGACGCCGGACACAAAAAUUGGAGCUGAAACUUGCGAGGAGCUUUUCACUCCGAAAUCACCCCAUAUUGCUAUGGCAUUGGAUGGUGUUGAAAUCUUUACCAAUUCCUCAGGCUCCCAUCACGAGCUUCGGAAGUUGAAUACAAGAAUGGAGUUGAUCCUCGGGGCGACAAAGAAAUGUGGGGGUGUUUACUUGUACGCUAACCAAAAGGGCUGUGAUGGCGACCGACUUUACUACGAUGGCUGUGCGUCUAUCAUUGUCAAUGGAAAGAUGGUAGCACAAGGAAGCCAAUUCUCCUUAGACGACGUCGAAGUUGUCACAGCUACUAUUGAUCUAGAUGACGUUAGAGCAUAUCGCAAUCAGAUGUCCGCCGCACUUCAGUCUGUCGCUGAAUCACUUGCUUAUCAUGCAAUCCAAACCCAUGUAAGCAUUUCGUCGGCAGUCGAUAUGUUUGACCCCACAAUUGCAGUUACUGGGCCCAUGGAUGUCCAAUACUCCACACCAGAAGAAGAAAUUUCUCUUGGUCCAGCGUGCUGGCUUUGGGAUUAUUUAAGGAGGUCUAAAACUGGCGGGUUUUUCCUUCCUCUCAGUGGAGGAAUUGACUCUUGUGCAACUGCAGUUAUUGUCCACUCCAUGUGUAGAUUGGUAGUGCAAGCAAUUGAAAGAGGGAACGAUGAUGUUCUUCACGAUUUGAGAGCUUUGGUACACGAUAGUUCGUUUCGGCCAACAAUUCCGCAAGACGUUGCAGGAAAACUUUUCUACCUGUCUUUCAUGGGUACGUCCAAUUCGUCAAACGAAACCCGUGAUAGAGCCAAACAGUUGGCUUACGACUUAGGCUCCAAUCAUGUUGAUAUGAACAUGGACACUCUUGUGUCGGCAGUGAUCCAAAAAACCUCGCUUUACAGAACAUUCAAGCUCGACUUAGAAUGGUUUUGA